AUGCCACGAAAGUCUGUGAACAAUCUUUGUGUUCUCAGACUUCCGGUGAGAGACUACGCAGAACUCUCCAAAGGCUUCCGUACACAAAGCGGUGUCCGUCAAUGGUACCCACCCUUUCCAUAUCUGUCUAAUUUCGUGAUCGAUGAAAUAAAGACGAUGAAGGAACUAAAAAACCUACCGCGACAAUGUCAUAACUUGAAAACAAUGGACUAUGUGAACCUUCGGAAUUAUCGUCAUGCUGACCCUCUCAAGGUCAAGCAAGUUUGGGAUACCAUUGGUUCAGUGAAGGGUCAACGCUUGGUUAUUCCAACGGAAAAAUUGGUAAAAUCUUUACGGAAACAGUUUGGCUUGAAGGACGAUCAAAUCCGCUUACUUCUGGACGAGAUUGAGGGUGAUAGCCUGAUAGAAAAAGUUGGUUCAUCAUUUGGAAAAGGUGGACCUGCAGGCUAUAGGCUCCCAGAUUUUAGCAGACCAUGUUCCAGGAGCAAGCAUGACUGGUACUGCUUUCAGUGCCACAGGCCCGGAGAAGUACUGAAGUGUUCCGAUUGUUUCCGAGUUUAUCACGUCGAUUGUGCAAACGAAGCAUCUAAACUUUCCAGCCCAAGUGGGAAAUCACUCCGAUCUCCCACACUACAUGAUGGUCUCUUCGAUGACUUUAGCUGCGCCGUUUGCGAAUCCCGACCGAAAUGCGAAUUUUCCAGGAAGCAGAUACGAAAACUCUUGGAAUUCGCUACACAUCACCUUCGGAAACAGCCUCUCUGGAAAACUUUUCUUCAUAUCGGUUACCCAAAUGAAAUCAACAAAAAUGAAUAUCUUGUAUAUAAGUACACUGACUUGGAACUACUCCAGCGCAAAAUCAAGGAUGGUCGUUAUGCUGCUCUUGAGGAAUUUUCCAUGGAUGUACAGCUGCUUGUGCACAAUGUGUGCAUUCUGCACGGACCGUUUAGUAGCGAGGCGGAUGAAGUUCGCUUUUUUCUACGUUCAGUAAAUGCAGAGCUGAUUGAGAUUCAGCUUUGUACGGAUUGCUACAUCAACGCUAAAACUCGCCUUACUGACUGGAUCAGUAAACCAUGUAAACCACCGCAUGAGCUCAUAUGGGCAUGCAACCGCACUUCUGCGGGUGCCGGUAUAUUCAAUGAUUCGAUCAACAUUUCUUCCUACUUUUGGCCCGCAAAGGUGCUUUUGGAGCGGGAUGAUGCGUACGAGGUCCGUUUCUUUGGAGGCACACAUGAACGCGCCGUGGUUAAGAAAUCCAACACGCGUCCAUUUCAUCUCCCGGCCGAUGAAAUCGGCGUUCUCCGUCGAACGGGCACGUAUGCGGGGUGUGGGUUUGAGCGCGCUUGGAAUGAGGUAACCAAACUUCAGGGAAAUAUCGAGAGUGGCUACUACACACACUCUUCAGGUGAGAGUGAUUUGCCUCCAUCUGAAGAUGAGUACUCGGAUGAGGUGUAUCUUGCUCCCCGACGAGGAACAAUGAAUACUUUCUCCAAGGGUGCGCGUACCGAGAGUCCACGAUCAUCCUCCACUUCAAAUCAGUUUAAAAGAAGCGCAACACCCACGAUAGACGAACCUCCGCCCGUUCGGCAAACCUCUUCAUCUCGCGUAUCCAAAGCUUUCAAUAAAUCCUCCAAAACCCGUCCACUAGAGACCACAGUUCUCUCGAGCCCAAACUACAACGACAAAAAGAGAUAUCCCUCCAAACUUCCAAUGCCUGUUGCACAACCUGGUACCCCGGGAGCUGCUGCAAUAUCUGCACUGGCUGAAACAAAGGCAGCAAUGGCUGCUGCAGUCGGAUCUAGUCACAAAUCAUCCGCUACAUUGACGGCUGAUUUGCUCAGUUUGACCAACAAGCAUGACUCCUCGGUUGGUCUCAAAUCACCGUUGUCACCAAAUUCGAGAAGGCCUUCGAAGGGUGUGCGAGGUCGCAGGGGACCAGGCCGGCCACCGAAACGUGAUAGCAUUCUUCGUCGACCCGUUCGCAGGAAAACAUCCAGUUCGCCAUCCAGCUCUCAUUCAUCAAGAAGCAUAUCCCCUGUCUCUUCUAAUAGUGACUCAGAAUUGGCAAAUGGUACUGACAAUCGCGUGAGUUCCAGUUUGAGUGAUGAUUCGGAGAACAACUGGCACCCAAAGAAAAACUUCUCGACGAAAUGGGAGACCCCGAAAAAAACACGAGGCGGAAUAAAAUCUCGAGGUCCCAAGGCUCGUACUAGUGAAGUCAGUCGAGUUGCUACUGAGAAUUCCGACGUCAGUCGUUGGCAUGAAUUGGCGGGGCUGAAACCGAAACCAUUGAGGUACUUCCUACCACUAUUCAUUGUUCACCAGAGUCCUGGUCGUGGUCGUCCUCGUUCUCGACAUUUAAAGCAUUACGCCUCUGUCGACGGUACUGGUCGUAAGCGACUGGCAGCACAAAACAAAGAAUCGGUUUUCGGCUCGUCCGUCAAAAAAUCCAAGAGAACUUCCGAUAGUAUUGACAAGUUCGGUGAUCGCCAUGAUGAAGAUGACGAAUUAACUGACCGCUGCUGUUCACCUGCCCUUAGCGUGGGUUCUCCAGGAAUGUCUGCGCGUCACCACAAAGGUCACAGGCGGCAAACCACUCCAAUCCACAGUCCCGAUGUGCCUCCCUUCACCCACUCAUCUCCUGGUCGAAAAGGUGCCAACGUAAGUUGCGGUUCUCUGUCCACUAAACAUUCUCCAACGAAACGACCCAACGAUGUCACUCCCAAGCGUCGCUCAUCGCCCUCCAGUAAUUUCAGUUCGUGCAGCUCGCCUUCGACCUCAGAAGCUGACAGUGAUAGUGGUUUCGCUAACCGACGCCGAACGUUGACAGGCAAGGUUGCUGAAGAUGACCGCAAAUUCCGGUGUCCAACCAGGAGUGGCUCGAAUAACAAGGAAGGCCGGCUGUCUGGGACAAGUAGUACUAUGUUGCGACGGCCCCCGUUUGCCCCACCUCUUAGUAAUUCGAGUACAGAUACUGGACGUGGGGGCUCAGCAGUACUGAAUUCUGACCGCGCUUCAUUAUCAGCUGCGACCAACCUGUUUCCUUCUCACCACGCAACUGGAAAUCUCGACCAUACAAGCUCACACAGCACUUCUCAUUCCGCCACGCUAUCAGUUACAACCCAGCUAGCUGGGUCUGUCUCAUCGGGUAAUAUUGUUAGUAACAAUUCUGUUAGCACAACGGGACUCAACAGCCUACAGGGACAAUCAGCUGGUAUGUCUAGUCUUCCUCGAUCACAUCUGCCUCCUAAUAAACGUGCUGCUGCUGCUGCGAACGCUGCAGCUAUGAACCGAACUGGGAACGGACUUCCCAACGAAACAGGAGUUCAUCCUAAUCAGUCCAUUUCUCCCCGUGGGAUGGACGGUGUUCCGGCCGCCUCCUCGAAGAAAUGCAACAGCAGAGGCGUUCAGACCACCCCUCAAACCUGUUUGGAAUGCAAGGAUCGCGAAACUCAACGGCUGGCCGAACAGUCUGAGCACAAGCGUACCCUACAAGAAUUAGAAGACCGUUUGACUUUACAGUUCCGAGAGGAGAAGGCUGCGGCAGUUCAAGCUGCUGUGGAACAAGCCCAAACUUCUCUUCGUGAAUCGAUGGAACGUGAGAAAAAGCUCGAUCUUGAGGCUGCUGAAGCACGCUUCUCGGAAAUUAUUGUACAAACCAAGCGGCGACAGUGUUUGGUCCUUACGGAUGCUAAUAGUCCGAUCCGAUCGGUGGUUCUGCAAUUACCUGAAAUUGAGGGCACUGGUUUGGAGGAGAUGACGAAACCUUCAGAGCCAACAUCGACUACCCAACAGCAUCAAACAAAGAGCAAAAGACCUCCACUCCUGGAGGACUCGUUUGAUGUGGCUCCGUCUGGUUUGCGCUUCUGUUUCGAUCGAGAAUGCUUUCUUAACGAUGAGUUCCACUCGGAUGCAUUCAUUCUCACUGAAGAGCGCCGUGGGGCUUCAUUGGAAAAUCUGCGCGACAGUCUACUUCAGUAUUCCAAUAUUUUAAAGUCAAGUUUGGUGGAACUGAUCAACCAGGAUUAUGCGGACUUUGUCAACCUGUCCAGCAAUCUAGUCGGUCUGGAUAAAGCGAUAGACAACAUUGCCAUGCCGUUGCAGGAAUUCCAAGCCUCGGUUUUGGCUGUGAUUGCUGAGCUGGAUGCAGUGGAACAAGAGCUGACUGUGAAGCUUCAGGAACGUCAAAAGUUGCGCGACAAAAAGGACUUGUUAAACAGUUUGAAUACUAUGGGUGAAUGUGUCACUCGACUCGAACGUUGGCUCACCGCGCAAGCUACAGAUAGCUUCGCGAACGAGAAACGAACUUGUCCGAAUCAUGGUAAACAAGGGGAUGCUUUGGACGCCGAACUUUCAGAAGAUAAUUCCUUUGACUGGCCGACUGAAUUCACCGCGGAUUUCUCUCUACAAGAGGAUCCGGGGCAACGCAUUGAGAGGGUCGCUACAGAAUACAUCAAGCUCCAAUUUUUCGCCAGAAAGUGUCAUGACCAUCCGAUCGUUCAGUGCAUGAAACCGCGAAUCCAGUGGAUCACAUCUGUUCUGCAAGAGCAAUUGGAGUCACGUCUCAAAGCCGCCCUAGAUGUGGCCCAACUCACAAGCAGUUCAAGCGAACAGGUCGUCGUGUCCAAACAUGCGGGCGCAUUGCUCCGUCAGGCGCUUUCCACCUAUCUGAUGAUUGACAAGCUGUCCGAUUUUGUACAGCUUUAUCGUCAGUAUUCUGUACGCCCGAAGUUAUCUAAGCUUGCAUCUCUCGCUCACAUCAAUUUACUAUUCGAAUAUGGGUUUGCUUCUCCUGUCCAGAUAUUUACUCCCCGUCCCGAGCUCCUUACACGGGGAUCGGACACCAAUAAAGCCGUGGCCACUCUGGACGGUAUGUACACUGAGGCUCUAAAGGUCUUGUCACAUCAACUUGAUAUUCUGCAUCAACUCAGCUUCCACCGGUCCUCGGAGAGCUACGAUCCUCUGGCUGAAUUUGACUGCCUGGUGGAUGGAUUUUGGCCGGAAACGGUAGAUUUGCUUUGCACUCAUCUCUCUGACAUGUUCGAUCCUGGAGACCCGGACAGAUUUUUCGAGCUCUACGUUGUGAGUCAGAAAUUCAUCUCGAAACUGGAGGCAAAAAUCCUAUCUACCAAACAACUGGAUUAUUUUCGAAACAGUCCUGCCUACAACCAGUUCGCAAGCAAAUGGAGUCUACCAGUUUAUUUUCAGAUACGGUUCCAGGAAAUUGCUGCGAAGGUUGAGACUGUCAUGCGAGACGAAUUAGCAUUGGCGAAGAAUAGCUCACAAGGCUGCCUCCUAGAAGUGACCGAUGCAUUACUCACUCAAGUUCAACGGUGCUGGAAACAAGGCGUCUAUCUACACAGCCUGAAACAUCGAUUCUUCAGGUUGACGCUACAGCUACUUAGUCGCUAUGCUACCUUUGUCGUGAAUCGUUCAAAUGAAAAAGGAAUCCCUGAUGCUCAGUCAUCAUGUUUGGAUUCUGUGGAGCAGUCGAUUUACCUGCUGGUCGACGUCCAUCGUGUAGCCACCUACGCGACUUCUGAAUUACCUACCCUGAUCCGACCAGCUUUGGGUCAUAUUCGGAACGAAUCAACGACGGACAAUGAUCUCCCCCUGUGGCUUACUGACUGUUUAGCCGAAACGGCAGAACAGCUUUUUGCAGCAGCCAAACCACUCGGUGAUGGUGUACUUGCACAAACAGAGCAAUCCUCUUUGUCGGUCAGUCGGAUGAUUUUGGAUAUCCCGCGUCAGUAUCGACGGACUAACAGGACCCUACCAAAUGCAGCAUCUGCGUAUUUAGCCGAGAUGAUUGCCCCUCUCCGUCGUGUCUCCGACCUUAGUGCAACAGUCUCGUGUGCAGGUGUCAAUGAUACAUUGGCUGAAUUGGUUCGUCAGUGCAUUGCCAAGGUGUCCGGAGCUUACCUUGGUCAGUUGACAGAAGUGCUAAAUGCGGUCAAGAAAAUGGAGGACAGCUUGCGGAAGCUGCGGGAAGUUCGACGUGGUGGUGGCUCGACCUUUGUCAACCAGUCGGGACCUCCCGGCAACGGCACUUAUUCCGAUGAUGACAAAAUUCGACACCAGCUGUACUUGGAUGCAUGUGCUUUUCGUGACCAGGUUGGUUCUCUCUGGGGAGCUAACGCCGAAUCUAUGGAACGACUUCAGAAGAUCGUGGAACUCACACAAUACGCUAAGACGGAGGGAUCGACCAACACAUGAUGGAACAGCUACCUUAACAUCAAUGUAUUCGCACUGUGAUAUUUUACCCGGUUACUUGUCACUAAAAUGAAUUCUAUCUUUCAAUGCACUUUUAUUGGUUAUAAUGAAUCACUAAGAAAGGGCAGAUAACUAUGUACAAUUCAGUACCUAGAAGCAUCAUGCAGCGGCCCGCUGGUACUCGAAUUUCUUGGGUUCCUCAUCAGUUUUAGCUUCCCCAGCAGAAGUGAGGGGAUUCUCGGUGCUGAUAUCUCCAGACAGAUGUUUCACAGUCACAGCGUCUGAACUACCACUCCCGAUCAGAGCAACCACGCGACGGCGAGCCUCCUCUGGAAGCUCCCCCAGGUAGUUCACGCCAGAAAUAAAUAACUUGGGCAGGUGUUCCUCCAGCAGCAGACAAACCAGCUCCUUAUCUUCCAUCGUUGGAUUGUUGUGUACCAGGAGGUGGCGAAGGUUUCUGUAAUUAGGGAGAGAUGUUUGUUAAUGCACAUUCUUGCUUAUUGAUAUUUCCAUCUAGUGUCGGAAAGUCUACUUUCCUUCACACCGGGUCAGGCAGAAUUUCAGACAUUUGGGGUUCCGCUCAAUGCUUUAUAGAGUAAAGUUGGAGCCAUAACUCUACGACUUGUUAUGGGGUUCAGAAGCACAAUGUUAAAUUUCUU
Opisthorchis viverrini is the source of this 6869-nucleotide messenger RNA. RefSeq lists its product as hypothetical. The transcript is spliced from 23 exons. The record is from RefSeq and is a predicted model, not a curated record. Gene Ontology annotation, cellular component: membrane; COG complex. Gene Ontology annotation, biological process: Golgi organization; intra-Golgi vesicle-mediated transport; protein transport. Bases 1 to 6213 code for a protein of 2070 amino acids. Lineage: Eukaryota; Metazoa; Platyhelminthes; Trematoda; Opisthorchiida; Opisthorchiidae. Gene Ontology annotation, molecular function: protein binding.